GGGGGGUGAGAUUCAGUCAGAGACUCCGGGAAGGGAGCGAGCGGAGCGGCUCCUGAUGGCUCCCCGGACCGGCCGCUUGCUCGGCCUCUUGCUUCUCGCAGAUCACCUAAUUCUGCUCACUGCCUGCAAUGAAGCCUAUUACUCCUAUCUUAUCCAACACAUUUGCUUGGAGGCCUACAGAUUUCAGAUGACUGACAUUGGACAGAAGUUCUGGUGUGACUGGGAAGCUACAUUAAGUUCCUAUGGGGAUCUCACCAACUGCACGUUCUUGAUUGCCAACAAGAUGGACUGUUUUUGGCCAAAUCAGGUGGUGGACCAAUUCUUUGUCACCAUCCAUAGGGAAUACUUUGCAAACUGUUCUGUCUCUGGGAGAGCCCUGGGGGAUCCCCCAAAUAACAUCAUAGGGCCCUUCAUUGUUGUCCCAGUGAUGAUCACACUGCUUAUGACAGCACUUGUGGUCUGGAGAAGCAAACGGAAUGAAGGCAUUGUCUAAAAGGCUUCACAACCCCUUCCAGUGGUAGAAGACAUCACGGGUUUUAGGCUUGAUCUGGUAAAGCAGUGAUACCAUUUCAGCCAACUUUACAUUGGAGAACAUCAACAGAAAGUUGAACCACAGAGUCUAAAGUUGAAUCCAAACUCACUGUUGAAUGGUCCUCCGGUGUCUUAAGAGCAAGUGGAAAACUUAAGACAUUAUAGGCAUCCACUGGUCCUAUUCAGAGAUUUUGCUCAUGUUUAUCAAAUUGCUCUGCAACAUCUGUAUUCACUUUCAAACUUUAAUACAGUACAGUAAAGACACAGUAAAGUUUAAA
This is a messenger RNA of Carcharodon carcharias (great white shark), 809 nucleotides long. It is a transcript of the gene ramp1, whose product is annotated as receptor activity modifying protein 1. Gene Ontology annotation, molecular function: coreceptor activity. The record is from RefSeq and is a predicted model, not a curated record. Gene Ontology annotation, cellular component: cell surface; signaling receptor complex; membrane. Gene Ontology annotation, biological process: cellular response to hormone stimulus; intracellular protein transport; calcium ion transport. Lineage: Eukaryota; Metazoa; Chordata; Chondrichthyes; Lamniformes; Lamnidae. The transcript has 3 exons. The coding region runs from base 56 to 493 and encodes 145 amino acids.